UAAUUUUGUUCCUGUUUAAUUCACUGUCGAAUUAUGAACACUUCGGUACAAUCUUUUUUAAUUGUUCUGUUGAUAAUAACUACAAUUGAAAUUCAAAACGUUAGAAGUGCAUUCAGAAAGAAACCUCCUUCAAGAUUUGUAGUUCUAGAAAAUGUGACAGCAACUGAGAGAUUCAAGAAACUUGUCCGGCAUUGUUUGACCAGUUUCAGCACUUGGAUGGUUCUUAUUGGAUAAAAAUAAAAACAUUGAAUUGAUUAUUUAGCUUUGCUCAAUAUAAGAUUUGUGCAUGUUUUACAUACAAAGUUUUACAAUCAAAAAUAAACUGAGUAAAGUUCUUAUGAUUUUGAGAAA
Schistosoma turkestanicum is the source of this 351-nucleotide messenger RNA. NCBI's taxonomy places the organism in Eukaryota, Metazoa, Platyhelminthes, Trematoda, Strigeidida, Schistosomatidae. The record is from the annotation of a GenBank genome assembly.